This is a messenger RNA of Anisakis simplex (herring worm), 978 nucleotides long. The record is from the annotation of a GenBank genome assembly. Lineage: Eukaryota; Metazoa; Nematoda; Chromadorea; Rhabditida; Anisakidae.
AAUGAACCGCAACAGUACGUACUACUGAAUGCGUGGAUUAUUGAGCGUUGGCAUGAUGAAUUCUUGUUCUGGGAGCCGUCAGAUUACGACAAUAUGUCUGAAUUGAGAUUACCAACCGAUGCAAUUUGGCUUCCCGAUACCACUUUGUAUAAUUCACUCGUGAUGAAAGAUGAGGAUACACGACGUUUGUUGAAUGCAAAAUUGUUGAGUAAUACAACGGCUCGAACGGCCGAAAUUGAAUUACUCUAUCCGACAAUCUAUAAAUUCUCGUGUCUUCUCAAUCUACGAUUCUUCCCAUUCGAUGUUCAAAUUUGCACAAUGAUUUUCUCAAGUUGGACUUACGAUCAAAAGGGUAUCGACUAUUUGCCGUAUUCGAAUGUGAUCGGAACGUCGAAUUACAUUGAAAAUGAAGGAUGGUCAAUUCUGCGAACAUCUGUGAAACGUAAAGAGGUCAAGUACGAGUGUUGUCCGGACAAGUAUACAAUGCUUUAUCUGACGAUUUAUCUACGUCGUAAACCGUUAUUUUAUAUUGUUAAUUUGAUUAUACCCACAAGCAUUAUCACGCUGAUCGCGAUUAUUGGCUUUUUUACAACAUCAUCAGCGAGUGGCAUGCGUGAAGAGAAAAUCUCACUUGGUAUCACCACUCUCCUGUCGAUGUCCAUUUUGAUGUUGAUGGUGUCUGAUCAAAUGCCUACAAUAUCUUCAUUUAUUCCGCUUAUCGGAUGGUUCAUAUUGGGGAUGAUAGUGGUGAUAGCGUUGGGGACGCUGUCAUCCACGAUGAUAAUCGCCAUUCAGAAACGAGGUCAUUUGGGGGAGCGUUUGAGUUUGCGUGCGAUUCGUAUCGCAAAACUUUUCGCAUUCAUCUCAGUCAGCUAUGUGCCACUCCAUCUCAUUAGUGGUACGAAGGAAUCAACAGAAGCACCGUCACGACAUGUCUAUCGGAAGUCCGUAAAGAUCACUAACAAACUCGCUCGCUAU